AUGGCACCAGCCUUAACUCUAGGAUCACCGAUCGAAUUGGCUGUCCGUGAGCCCGUGCAUACCCCUGAGCCGGUUACUCCAGCGACAAAUCCCCGCUAUAGUCUUGAUUUCGUCAAAUAUGGGUCUCCAUACGACCAGUCAAACAGGAUCUUUAUUGGAUUGGAUCCGUCCUGGAACGGUAUCGAUGCUAUCGAGUUUCAGGAUGGCCUAGCUAUUGGAUUUCUCAGUCACUGCAAAGUUGAAGGCAAUACCUUCCCCUUGCAGCACAUCACACAGGUCUCCCAUAGAAAUGUGCUUGGUUUUAAGGAGAUCUUCGUGAAAAGAGGAGGUUGUUUCUUUAUCUACGGUCAGUGGGGAACCACACUUCGUGAGAUUCACCAGUUAUUACCGAUUUUGAACGGACUGAAAUACAUUCACGAUGAGUUGGGCAUAUCCUACGGAGGCCUAGGCUGUUCCAAUAUUCUGAUCACCCAGGAUGGUGAAGUCAAGAUCUCGGGUAUCGGUAGAUCCUUGGUCCAGAGCCCUACUUCUGUGGGCAAAGCUCAGGAUGUACAGGCUGUCUGCAAUAUAGCCCGGAAACUGCUCGAUUUGCAGAAUGCCACCACUGUUCGUGGCACCAUCGGUCUUAUCGCAGAAGACUUUAUAGGUGCUUCACCCACAGCCACAGUGGAUGAGCUCCUGCGGAUUCAGGCGAUGCCGUGGUGUCUCCGUCCUAUAAACACCCUUUGUUCUAUCGCUCGCCAGCGGAGGUGGGAGAGGUAA
Aspergillus melleus is the source of this 762-nucleotide messenger RNA. RefSeq lists its product as uncharacterized. The transcript has 4 exons. The coding region runs from base 1 to 762 and encodes 253 amino acids. The record is from RefSeq and is a predicted model, not a curated record. NCBI's taxonomy places the organism in Eukaryota, Fungi, Ascomycota, Eurotiomycetes, Eurotiales, Aspergillaceae.